Punica granatum (pomegranate) is the source of this 1959-nucleotide messenger RNA. The record is from RefSeq and is a predicted model, not a curated record. Lineage: Eukaryota; Viridiplantae; Streptophyta; Magnoliopsida; Myrtales; Lythraceae.
UGUUAAUUUAUUUAUUAUUUGUAUUUCUCCAAUUUUGCAGUCAUAUCUCCUCGGCGACUGAACUGCCAUUUUCAUUCCUCUCCCAUCUCCUCUUCUUCUUCUUCUUCCUCCUUCCACUGCUCUCUCGAUCUUCCAUUUCUCUCUCAGGGCUGCAGAAAUGGCUAUGUACAUCGUGUCGAGGCGUCUCGCUGGCGGAUCAGCGGCGCCGGCUCAGCUCGUGGGAGCUCUGCGCUACGCCGCCUAUUUGCGGUCCUACUCGACUGCUUUCAGGGAGGAAAGGGACACCUUUGGCCCCAUCUUAGUUCCCUCUGACAGGCUGUGGGGAGCUCAGACACAGAGGUCGCUGCAGAACUUUGAGAUCGGGGGAGAGCGUGAACGGAUGCCUGAGCCGAUCAUCCGCGCUUUCGGCAUCCUCAAAAAGUGUGCUGCCAAGGUCAACAUGGACUAUGGGCUCGAUCCAAAUAUUGGGAAAGCGAUAAUGCAAGCAGCUCAAGAAGUUGCUGAGGGAAAAUUAAAUGAUCACUUUCCACUUGUCAUAUGGCAAACUGGCAGCGGCACUCAAAGUAACAUGAAUGCCAAUGAGGUUAUUGCAAAUAGGGCUGCUGAAAUCCUAGGUCAUAAGCGUGGAGAGAAGUUUGUGCAUCCAAAUGACCAUGUCAAUAGAUCUCAAUCUUCUAAUGAUACUUUCCCCACGGUGAUGCACAUAGCAGCUGCAAUGGAGAUUAAUUUAAGAUUGGUACCCAAUUUGAAGACCUUGCACACUACUUUGCACUCAAAGUCUGUUGAGUUUAAAGAUAUUGUCAAAAUUGGACGAACUCACACUCAAGAUGCAACUCCAUUGACUCUUGGUCAGGAGUUCAGUGGUUAUACAACACAAGUAAAGUAUGGUAUUGACCGCGUCAGUGGCACCUUGCCCCGCAUGUAUCAGCUUGCGCAGGGCGGUACUGCUGUAGGUACUGGCUUAAACACCAAGAAAGGGUUUGAUGUAAAGAUAGCUGCAGCAGUUGCUGAUGAGACUAGUUUACCAUUUCUCACAGCUGAAAACAAGUUUGAGGCCCUGGCUGCACAUGAUGCUUUUGUGGAAACCAGUGGUGCCCUCAAUACUGUUGCUGUUUCUCUAAUGAAGAUUGCCAACGACAUCCGUUUGUUGGGAAGCGGUCCACGUUGUGGCCUCGGUGAACUCAUUCUUCCUGAAAAUGAACCAGGCAGCAGUAUUAUGCCUGGAAAGGUCAACCCAACUCAGUGUGAGGCUUUGACCAUGGUCUGUGCACAGGUUAUGGGAAACCAUGUUGCCGUUUCCGUGGGUGGAUCAAAUGGCCAUUUUGAACUGAAUGUUUUCAAGCCAAUGAUUGCUAGUGGUCUUUUACAGUCGUUGAGAUUACUUGGUGAUGCUUCUGCUUCCUUUGAGAAGAACUGUGUCAGAGGGAUUCAGGCUAAUAGGGAAAGAAUAGCGAAAUUGCUGCAUGAGUCGCUGAUGCUUGUGACAUCCUUAAAUCCUAAAAUUGGCUACGAUAAUGCUGCUGCUGUUGCCAAGACAGCCCACAAGGAGGGAACUACUUUGAAGGACGCCGCCCUAAAACUUGGAGUUUUGACGAGUGAAGAAUUCGAUAAUCUAGUUGUGCCAGAGAAAAUGAUUGGACCAUCUGAUUGAAGUGAAUGACUAGUGGCUUGACAUACAGAGUUUGACGAAGCCAGGGGCUCCGGUGUUCGAUUUUUUAACAGAAUGUCUACCCUUUAAAUUAGAGGGUUUAAGAGCUACUCAAUUUUUUUGCAAAUCUCCCCAGAAAUAUUAUUCUUCGAGGUUUGCUCGAUUAGGGGCCUGUCUUUGGAGUUACAGUCAUAACUCAAGGACUUCGAUCAAGUUAAUAAGGCAGCUGCCCGCAGUUUGUAACAGCGAGAGUACAUUUGAGGCAAUUUUUUGGGGCAUGAAUAAAACGAAGGAACCAUUCUCUUUGGGCC